Messenger RNA from Staurois parvus, 415 nucleotides. The record is from the annotation of a GenBank genome assembly. NCBI's taxonomy places the organism in Eukaryota, Metazoa, Chordata, Amphibia, Anura, Ranidae.
AGAACAAGGGAUAGUGGCCAUGAGGCCCAGUGAGAGAAGGACAAAAGAUGUAAAAGAGAAGAACAAAGGAUGUAGCGGAAUAAGGCCCAAUAAGAGAAGGGCAAGGGAUAGUGGCCAUAAGGCCCAAUGAGAGAAGGACAAAGAAUAGUGGCCAUAAUGCCAAGCAAGAGAGGGACAAAGGAUUUAGCAGCCACAGAGCCCAGUGGGAGAAGGACAAAGGAUGAAGUGGCCAUAGAGUCUGAGAGGACAAAGGAUAGUGAUCAUAAGGCCCAAGGAGAGAAGGACAAAGGAUGAAGUGGCCAUAGAGCCCAAGGAGAGAAGGACAAAGGAUGAAGUGGCCAUAGAGUCUAAGGAGAGGACAAAGGAUAGUGAUCAUAAGGCCCAAGGAGAGAAGGACAAAGGAUGUAUUGGCUAU